Messenger RNA from Racocetra fulgida, 1503 nucleotides. The record is from the annotation of a GenBank genome assembly. Lineage: Eukaryota; Fungi; Glomeromycota; Glomeromycetes; Diversisporales; Gigasporaceae.
AUGGAUUUGGAUACAAGUAACGGACGGGGUUUCAAAACUAAUCGUAAAAGGGAGAGAGAGAAAGCAGAAGAUGAAGAGGAAAUCGACAGACUUAAAGUCAAAGCAAAAAAGCGUGCGACUAUCGCUAUAAACAAAGGAAAAGGGGAGUCUCAAAAGAAGAUGGGAUUAAAAAUAGAAGAAGAAGAAUUGGAGCCCAAAGCUGUUGAAGAAAAAGUUCAAAGUGAAGGAGAAAUCGAUGUCAAAAAUGAUGAUGAGGGCAUCGAUGCUGAGAAGAUUACUAAUUUAGUAGAACGAGCAUCCACAAAAACCUCAGAUAUAGAUUGGGAAGCAGGAAAACCUAUCGGUGCUCUUGUUUAUUAUUGUAAUCUAUUUUACAGUGUUCCUUAUGCUGCUCUUUGUAAAACCUUUGAAAAAAUCGAGGCAACGACAAAGCGGCUCGAAAUACAAGAACAUCUGACCACGUUUUUCGUACAAAUCAUCGAAAAUAACCCUGACAAUUUAUUGGAGACUUUAUAUUUGUGUCUCAAUCGGAUUUGUCCUGAAUAUGAAAAUCUUGAAUUGGGUGUCGGUGAGUCUUUAUUAAUAAAAUCUAUAGCCGAAACGACUGGCAGAAAAACAUCAAAGGUGAAAGAAGAAUUAGCAAAAUGGGGUGAUUUGGGAAAAGUUGCUAAGGUCCCCUCUUAUGAUAUCAUCGUUCCGAUUUUAUUGAAAAUAGGAGUGAAAGGUCUUAGGGAAAAUUGUAAAUUGACGCCUGGUAUUCCACUCAAGCCGAUGUUAGCACAUCCAACCAAGAGUAUUACUGAAGCACUUGAUAGAGUUGAGGGACAAACAUUCACAUGCGAGUUUAAAUAUGAUGGUGAACGUGGGCAGAUUCAUAUGUUAGAAGAUGGUACUGCAAAAAUUUAUAGCAGAAAUUUGGAAGAUAGUUCUAUGAAGUAUCCUGAUGUUUUAGAGAUACUUUCCAGUAUCGUGAAAUCUGAUACCAAAAGUUUCGUGCUUGACUGCGAAGUCGUAGCAUGGGAUCCGGAAAAAAACUGCCUUCUGCCUUUCCAAAUUCUGAGCACACGAAAGAGAAAAGACGUAAAAGAAUCAGAUAUAAAAGGUAAAUUCGCAUUUGCACGUUACAUGAAUGCCUCAAAUGUUGAGGAAAUACAAGCUUUUCUUGACGAAAGCGUCAAAGGAAGUUGUGAGGGACUAAUGGUGAAAAUACUAGAUGGUCCUGAGUCACGAUAUGAACCUUCAAAACGGUCGAGAAAUUGGUUAAAGGAACAUGAAAUACCUGAACCAAAAACGUAUUAUAAUUACGAUAAAGGGGCAAAACCAGAUGUUUGGUUUGAGCCUUGUCAAGUCUGGGAAGUAAAAACUGCUGAUCUUAGUAUUUCCCCUAUUUAUAAGGCGGCUUUAGGAAAGAUACGAGAAGAUAAAAAGCCGGAAGAUGCAACUUCAAGUGAUCAGGUAAAAUCUAUACAACGGCAUACUGAUUAUUGCAACAAAAUAACUUAA